Nicotiana attenuata is the source of this 402-nucleotide messenger RNA. RefSeq lists its product as uncharacterized. The record is from RefSeq and is a predicted model, not a curated record. The transcript has a single exon. NCBI's taxonomy places the organism in Eukaryota, Viridiplantae, Streptophyta, Magnoliopsida, Solanales, Solanaceae. Bases 1 to 402 code for a protein of 133 amino acids.
AUGAUAUCUAGUGAUGACAAUGAUACACUCACCAAGGAUCUAUCAAUGACAGAGCUCAAGGAAAUAGCAUUCUCCAUGAACCCUACUAGUGCAGCAGGACCUAAUGGCAUGAAUGGGAAGUUCUAUCAAGCCUGCUGGGAAGUGAUCAAGGAAAAUUUACUCAAAGUUGUUUUGUUAUUCUUUAUAGGCAAUCCAAUGCCCAGAUAUAUGACCAAUGCAUGCCUUGCUCUCUUUCCUAAGGUUGAGUUCACUAACAGUCUCACAGAAUUCAGGCCAACCAGUCUCAGCAACUUCAUAAACAAGAUUAUCUCUAAUGUUAUUUGUUCAAGGCUUGCUCCCAUCCUCCCAAAGAUAAUCUCUGCAAACCAAUCUGGCUUUGUAAAGGGCGGGAACAUCUUUUAA